UUUGGGAUUCACUAUGGAGGAUUAGGGAAACUUGUUUUGUUCCUCGAUUUGGAUUGCCGCUUUGAUGUACUCCGUUUAUCUCAAAUGCUCAAGCAUCGUCUUCUUCAAGCUAACCGGUUAGGCAAUGGAGCAUGGUGGCAACUUGAAGAGUCAAAUGUUAGAAAUUUCAGAGCUGCUCAUGAGAAGUCAAACACUGCGUUUGAUGAGGAGUUAUAUGUUUCAUGCAUGAAAAGGUUUCUGUAUGUUCGCUGCUAUGAUAGUCUUGAACUUUUGUCCUGUCUCAAGACAUUGGAUUAUCGGAUCCGACAACAGGAAUCAUGUGGCAGUCAAGUCGGAGUGCUUAUGAUUGACAGCAUUGGUGCUUUCCACUGGACUGAUCGUCUGUCUUCAUUAUUGGCAUUGGAGACACAGAACAGGAAAAGUCUCUCUCUUACGAAUGUGGUGGAGACGAUAGUGCAAGAGAUGAAGAAGCUACUGCAGGUGCAUUCACUUGUAGUAAUUGCCACUAAGGCUACAAUUUACGAAGAGAAGUACCCAACAAAUGAGAAUAAUCGGAAGUUCUCCUCAAACGAUGAUUUGUCAGGGAAUGUUGCAAGUAAAGCUCAGCAACCUCCAUUUCGUGAAUUCAUGCCUUCUUCUUGGCAGGCAUUUGUGACACAUAAGUUAAUCACACGAAAAUCAGCUGAUCAUCAGUCUUUGCAAACAGGACAAAAAAGUUUGUCGGCAUAUUCACUUGAAUGGUUACAACCGCAACUUAGCAGCAUAGACCAAUUCAUAGUAGACGAUUCUGGUAUUGUCAUUGUCUCGUGACGUAGAUUUCUAUUCAGGUAUUCGUCCAACCUCUCUCUCUCUCUUGGAGACUCACAUAAUUACUAAUACACAUGCUUGUAAGUAUUUAAUGUGUAGUCUGUAGAAACCAUAAACCAUUGUGAGUUCAAGUUGCCAAAUGUAAAGUUAUUUAUGUAUAUCUUUUAUAUCAGAAAGAGGAAAAAUAAGGACAGCAAAAGUUGAAUCUUUAAAAGUAAAAUUUGUCUUUCUAUUUUUAUCUUUACUUGAUUAGGUUAUUUUUACAAUAAACGGGUAACCUUAUCUUGGAUAGAAAAAGAAAGAAAAUCAUACUUACAGACGCACACACACGUUUUGGAAUUGAAUUGGAUUGUAAUAUCUUUCUAAAUA
This is a messenger RNA of Camelina sativa (false flax), 1176 nucleotides long. The record is from RefSeq and is a predicted model, not a curated record. NCBI's taxonomy places the organism in Eukaryota, Viridiplantae, Streptophyta, Magnoliopsida, Brassicales, Brassicaceae.